Molecule: messenger RNA, 423 nt
Organism: Hemisphaericaspora subhashii
Lineage: Eukaryota; Fungi; Ascomycota; Pichiomycetes; Serinales; Debaryomycetaceae
Exons: 1
Coding region: 1-423 (140 amino acids)
Biological process (GO): mitochondrial respiratory chain complex I assembly; response to oxidative stress
Cellular component (GO): membrane
Source: RefSeq, a predicted model, not a curated record
AUGUCCACCUCACUCACACGUACAAUCAAGAACAUCUACAGUUCCGGUCUCAAAAGAGCCGCCUGGCAAAUCCAACAUCACAACGAUACAAAACGUGGUUGGUUAGUAGGAGAAGAUGAUUUCGGUAACAAAUUCUAUGAAACUGAUGCCCCGGAAGAAAUCCAUAUGAGAACAAGAUGGGUAGAAUAUAAUCAAUGGCAUAAUGAUAUGUCCCAAGUUGAACCUGGUUGGCAUUAUUGGUUGGGAUAUGGGACAAAUACUCCUCCUAAUAAAUUGGUGGGGGAUGAAAAAGUUGUAAGAGCAUAUCCUAUGCCGGCUCAACAUAAACCGAAUUAUACUAAUAAACCGGGGGCAUAUGUUUGUUAUAAUACUGCGAAACCUAAGUGUAAUGCUUGGACUCCGGAAGUUAGGGAGAGAGCAUAG